Molecule: messenger RNA, 2381 nt
Organism: Setaria italica (foxtail millet)
Lineage: Eukaryota; Viridiplantae; Streptophyta; Magnoliopsida; Poales; Poaceae
Product: transmembrane 9 superfamily member 9
Exons: 7
Coding region: 119-2038 (639 amino acids)
Biological process (GO): protein localization to membrane
Cellular component (GO): membrane
Source: RefSeq, a predicted model, not a curated record
GCGACAGUGAGGUUGUGGUGGGACUCGUCUUCUUCCAGUAGCGAGCGGUGGACUGCGAGAGGGAGCGCCUCCGCCUCAGAUCCACCGAGUCUCCGAGCCCAGUCUCCCCCACCCACCCAUGCGGACGCCGGCGAUGCUCCGCUGGGCCACGGUGGCGCUCGUGGCGCUCCUCGCCGCCGCGCCGGCCGCCGCCUUCUAUCUCCCCGGCGUCGCGCCCAACGACUUCCAGAAGAAAGAUCCACUUUUGGUGAAGGUGAAUAAGCUGACAUCCACAAAGACACAGCUUCCCUACUCCUAUUACUCUCUUCCUUUCUGCAAGCCAAACACGAUAGUUGACAGUGCGGAGAAUCUUGGAGAAGUUCUGCGCGGUGAUCGCAUUGAGAACUCCCCUUAUGUGUUUGAGAUGAGGGAGCCCAAGAUGUGCCAGAUUGUCUGCAAAGCAUCGAUUGAUGAUAAACAAGCAAAGGAGCUCAAGGAAAAGAUAGAGGAUGAGUACCGGGUGAACAUGAUCCUUGACAACCUCCCGCUAGUUGUUCCUAUACCAAGGCAGGAUAGGGAUGCUGUUGUUUAUCAGGGUGGAUAUCAUGUUGGUGUCAAGGGCCAGUACGCUGGUAGCAAGGACGAGAAGGUCUUUAUCCACAACCACUUGACAUUUUUAGUUAAAUACCACAAGGAUGAAACUACAGAACUCUCUAGAAUUGUUGGAUUUGAGGUCAAACCAUUCAGUAUUAACCAUCAGUUUGAAGGCCAAUGGAAUGAUAAAAACACUCGUUUGAUCACAUGCGAUCCUCAUGCGAGCAAGCUUGUGAGAAGCUCAGAUACUCCUCAGGAGGUUGAAGCUGGAAAGGAAAUCAUAUUUACCUAUGAUGUUGGCUUUGAGGAGAGCGAUGUCAAGUGGGCUUCUCGCUGGGACACGUAUCUGUUAAUGACAGAUGAUCAAAUUCACUGGUUUUCUAUUGUGAACUCUCUCAUGAUCGUACUCUUCUUAUCUGGGAUGGUGGCCAUGAUUAUGCUCCGCACUCUGUAUAGAGAUAUCUCCAGGUACAACCAGCUUGAAACUGAAGAAGAAGCCCAAGAAGAGACAGGAUGGAAGCUUGUUCACGGAGAUGUGUUCCGACCUCCUGAAAACUCUGACUUACUCUGUGUCUGCGUUGGGACUGGUGUUCAGUUCUUUGGUAUGCUGCUAGUAACCAUGAUUUUCGCUGUUUUGGGAUUCCUUUCACCAUCGAACCGAGGAGGGCUGAUGACUGCCAUGCUGCUCACUUGGGUCUUGAUGGGAUUGUUUGCUGGAUAUGCUUCUUCACGCUUCUAUAAGAUGUUUAAAGGAUCAGAAUGGAAGAGUAUCACCCUAAAGACUGCCUUCCUGUUUCCUGGGAUUGCUUUCAGUAUUUUCUUCAUCCUGAAUGCUCUUAUAUGGGGGGAGAAGUCGUCUGGUGCUGUUCCUUUCACCACAAUGUUUGCCUUGGUCCUCCUAUGGUUUGGUAUCUCAGUUCCUCUUGUAUUUGUUGGGAGCUACCUGGGCUUCAAGCAACCUGCCAUUGAGGCUCCGGUGAAGACUAACAAGAUCCCAAGACAGAUCCCUGAGCAGUCUUGGUACAUGAACCCUGCCUUCACCGUUCUUAUUGGUGGCAUUCUUCCAUUUGGGGCUGUCUUUAUUGAGCUCUUCUUCAUCCUCACAUCGAUUUGGCUUCACCAGUUCUACUACAUCUUUGGCUUCCUUUUCCUGGUGUUCAUUAUCCUCAUCAUCACCUGUGCGGAGAUUACGAUCGUGCUGUGCUAUUUCCAACUGUGCAGUGAGGACUAUAAUUGGUGGUGGAGGUCCUAUCUCACCUCAGGAUCAUCUGCAAUCUACCUCUUCCUGUAUGCCGGGUUCUACUUCUUCACUAAGCUGCAGAUCACCAAACUGGUGUCAGGCAUACUGUACUUUGGCUACAUGCUUCUCGCCUCGUUUGCGUUCUGUGUGCUUACCGGUGCAAUCGGCUUCUGCGCCUGCUUCUGGUUCACGAGAUUGAUCUACUCAUCUGUGAAGAUCGACUAGGCUUGAUCGCAUGAGACUGUACGGUUUUGGUGAAGCGGCCUCCAUUUUCCACCCUGUGUUUUCCUGGAUUUUCAGGAAAACUGUAUUUUAGGUGUUAACAGCAUAAACCAUUUAUGCCCACUGGUUAAGAGCUGAGAUGAUACAUCUGUCAGACUGUCACUAUGGAUUUGUGGUAAGGAUAGGAUACCACUGUCAGCUUCAUAUGGGGCAAUUUUUCCUUGUAUUGUUAUGACUUAUGAACUGCUGUAUAAAUUCAAUUCAUAGCUCUCACUCGUAAUUGGGUGUCAUCUUGUUCCACCUCUGCAAUGAUGAUGUCGAUAAUGUGCUUGGCUUCCUCUAGAAA